AGGAAAUUUUUAAAAAGGGGUAUUUAGUCUAAGUACCAUUAAGAACUUCGUUUGGUGAUAAUGGUAAUGUUGACAGUGAAGGUGAUAAUGAAAUGAUGAUAUGAAAAUGCUGAAGAGUCUACUCUGGAGCCAGUUACUUUUGGCAUAAACAAAUGCAUCAAAUCAGGGUAACAAUAAUCUCUUUGUUAAAGACGCAACAAUGCUGUAGAGGGGAAUUCUGCAUUGGAGGUAGGACAUUUGUCUUCCAGUAUGUCUUCUGAAUCUAGGCAUCUAUGAUUCUAUCACAGAACAGAAUGUUUUCUUCACCUGAAUUUUCAUUGGUCCAGGAAGCUCUUUUGGGGGCUCUGAAGAUAGUAGAGAGUUGAUACAUGGUUGUGGGAAGGAAUAUCAGCAUGAUGACCAAUUUCAUCUUCCAGGGAUUUUCAGAGAACCCUGAGCUGCAGGUUGUCCUCUAUGUGCCGUUUCUGGGGAUCUACCUCAUGACCCUUACUUGGAACCUGGGUCUCAUUAUCCUGAUCAGGAUGAAGUCACACCUCCACACCCCCAUGUAUUUCUUCCUUGGUAACUUGUCCUUUGUUGAUAUCUCAUACAUCUCCUCCAUAGCCCCUAAGAUGCUCUAUGACUUCUUCAAGGAGCAGAAGACAGUCUCCUUUGUAGGCUGUGCUGCCCAGUUUUUUGUCUUCCUUGGGAUGGGAAGCAAGGAGUGCUGUCUUCUGGUGGCUAUGGCAUAUGAUUGUUAUACUGCCAUCUCCGACCCUUUGCUCUACACAGCCCUCAUGUCACCCAGCUUCUGUCUGAGGAUGGCCAUUACAGCAUACACUGGAGGAUUCCUCUCUGGAUUGGUCCAAACCAGCUCCAUAUUCCGGCUCUAUUUCUGUGGGCCACGAGUCAUCAACUACUAUUUCUGUGGCCUGCCGCCCUUGCUGAACUUGUCUUGUUCUAGUACCUUCCUCAGCCAGGUGAUGAACUUUCUUGUCAUGUGUGCAGUUGAUGGGACAUCAGCUCUUAUUGUCCUGGUUUCCUAUGGCUACAUCAUUUCUUUUGUCACAAAGAUUCAUUCACCCCAAGGGCAGACAAAGCCUUUCAACACCUGUGCUUCUCAUUUGACCACAGUGAUUCUCUUCUAUGGCUCAGGUCUCUUCUCAUAUCUUCAUUCUAGUGCUGGCUACUCACAGGACCAAGAUAAGGUGGUGUCCAUGUUCUACAGAGCUGUGAUCCCCAUGCUGAACCCCAUCAUAUAUAGUCUGUGAAGCAAGGAAAUCAAAGAGGCAUUGGAAAAAU
Messenger RNA from Trichechus manatus latirostris (Florida manatee), 1281 nucleotides. RefSeq names its product olfactory receptor 5A1-like. Gene Ontology annotation, molecular function: odorant binding; olfactory receptor activity. NCBI's taxonomy places the organism in Eukaryota, Metazoa, Chordata, Mammalia, Sirenia, Trichechidae. The transcript has a single exon. Gene Ontology annotation, biological process: G protein-coupled receptor signaling pathway. Gene Ontology annotation, cellular component: membrane. The coding region runs from base 369 to 1250 and encodes 293 amino acids. The record is from RefSeq and is a predicted model, not a curated record.